Prorocentrum cordatum is the source of this 422-nucleotide messenger RNA. NCBI's taxonomy places the organism in Eukaryota, Dinophyceae, Prorocentrales, Prorocentraceae. The record is from the annotation of a GenBank genome assembly.
GAUGGGUACGAGACCCUGCGGCUCGCGCUGCGCCUCACGGCGAGCACGCUCGGGCAGCGGCAGCCGCCAGGCGCGGUCGUGUGGCGCCUCGGCCGUCGGAGCUCAGUGUUUGUGCUCACGUCGGUUUGUUUCACACGCUACGACGACCUGACCUGUGCGAGCGCACCCUCAGGCGGGGGCGCCGCCGCCGCGCCCCAGGUGGCCACCGCGCUGCUGGUGCUCCGCUCGCCGGAGGGUCCGGUCGUCUCCGUCGGCUGGCCGGUGCGCCUGCUGGAGGUGCUGCUGCGCCGCGCGGAGGCGGAGCCGCACCUGCUGGUGCCCGUGUGCCGUCUCUGCCUGGAGUCCGUCCGCGCCUUCGCCUCCGAGGCGCGGCGCCACGCCCCGCGGCCGCCCCCCCCCGCGCCCCUCGUGCCAGCCGCGCG